Messenger RNA from Diorhabda sublineata, 1275 nucleotides. RefSeq names its product derlin-1. The coding region runs from base 177 to 821 and encodes 214 amino acids. Gene Ontology annotation, biological process: endoplasmic reticulum unfolded protein response. The transcript has 4 exons. Gene Ontology annotation, molecular function: misfolded protein binding; ubiquitin-specific protease binding. NCBI's taxonomy places the organism in Eukaryota, Metazoa, Arthropoda, Insecta, Coleoptera, Chrysomelidae. Gene Ontology annotation, cellular component: endoplasmic reticulum membrane; Hrd1p ubiquitin ligase ERAD-L complex. The record is from RefSeq and is a predicted model, not a curated record.
UCUUUUUGAUGUCAAUUGUCGAAGUUGAUCCACUGUAAAAAAGACACGUCCAAUAUUUCUGAAAAUCAUCAAGUUUCCAUACAUGUCAACAAAGUAAACCUCAAUCAUUCAAAAAUCUCUGUACUGCCAUGCUGUAAAUUUGUUUAAAAGGCGACGAAAAAUAUUAUAAAUUGCAAAUGUUUGAUUUAGGAGACUGGUUCAGGAGUAUUCCUGUUUUCACAAGAUACUGGUUUAGCGGAUCUAUAGUUUUUACUCUUUUAGGCAGAUUUGGUGUCGUUAAUCCUUAUAAUUUAAUUUUGUUAUAUGAACCUCUCAAGAAGUUACAGUUAUGGAGAUUGGUUACAAGUGUAUUGUACUACCCUAUCCAACAAGCUGGAUUUCACUAUCUUAUAAAUCUCUAUUUCCUCUAUAAUUAUUCUCGUCGGCUAGAGGAAGGUCAAUUUGCCAAUAAACCUGCUGAUUAUCUAUUUAUGUUAUUAUUCAAUUGGUCUUGUUGCGUAGUUCUUGGAUUGGUAGCUGAAUUACCUAUUUUGAUGGAUCCAAUGAUUCUUUCCGUUCUUUACAUUUGGUGCCAGCUUAAUAAGGACACUGUAGUAUCAUUUUGGUUUGGUACUCGUUUCAAGGCUAUCUAUCUACCAUGGGUACUUUUAGGUUUCAAUUUGGUUUUAAGUGGUGGUGGAGUUAUGGAACUGUUUGGCAUAUUAGUCGGCCACCUCUACUACUUCCUCAUGUUCAAAUAUCCUCAGGAAUUAGGUGGUCCUACGUUACUACAAACACCAUCAUUCUUGAAGGCAUUGUUUCCAGAUCAAGUUGGAGAAUGAACAAUCAGUCUUCUAACUCAAGAAUCAAUACAAAUUCUACGUUAAACACAAAACAGAUUAUAAACUAUGAUUUGAAGCUGCUGUACUGGAUAUUCAAAUAUAAUGCAAUUUGUUACUUUCUCAAAUAUUGCCCAAAACAUUUUUAUAUUUAUUUUGAAUCAAUAAAAAGUAAUUGGAAAUGUUUUUUGUAUCAUUUAGGUGUCUAUGGUUUUGGAACUGCACCUCAAAGGCCUCAAGGAGGGGGCGGCGGCGGCGGCAGGCCGGCUGGUGGAUUCUUUGGAGGACAUAAUUGGGGAAGAGGACAUACAUUAGGAGGGAAUUGAAAAUAUGCAUAGUGCAAGGACAAUAUGUGAAUAUAUUUAAAAAAUAUUAACUACUAUUAAUGUUUAUAUUUUUUUAAUAUCAACAAAUAUCUGUGUGAAAAGCGUUUUUCAUCCAAUAAAAUUUUUAAAAU